Canis lupus familiaris (dog) is the source of this 2259-nucleotide messenger RNA. It is a transcript of the gene SOCS2, whose product is annotated as suppressor of cytokine signaling 2. Bases 358 to 1227 code for a protein of 289 amino acids. Lineage: Eukaryota; Metazoa; Chordata; Mammalia; Carnivora; Canidae. Gene Ontology annotation, cellular component: phosphatidylinositol 3-kinase complex. Gene Ontology annotation, biological process: phosphatidylinositol phosphate biosynthetic process; intracellular signal transduction. The record is from RefSeq and is a predicted model, not a curated record. The transcript is spliced from 3 exons. Gene Ontology annotation, molecular function: 1-phosphatidylinositol-3-kinase regulator activity.
AGUUUCCUCCCCCGCCCCAAACUGCCAUCCCAAUUAAUAAUCCUCCUAAUAACCUGAUCCGCCGCUCCUCCCCACCCGCCUGCCUCCCUCCCGCCCUAGCUCCUGCCUCCUCCUUUCUUCUUCCCACCUCCUUGGCCGCGGCCGCAGGGGAAGCCGGCGGCCGCCCCGGGUGGGGACUUCGGAGCCCGGGGCUUCCAGGCGAGGGUCCCACCCCCGCGCCUUGGUUUGCGCUCCGCGCCGAGAGCUCGGGCCGCCGCACAGCGCAUCCCCCGGCAUCGGGUUCCCAAGUUAAAAGUCCGCGGGGGAACCUCGGGCGGACACCCUUCCUCUCCCGGGCCCCUCCCGGCGCCCCCGCCCAUGUCCGCCGGGGAGGCCGCCUGCUGUGGAGGCGGCGGCCGAGGCCGAGGCCGAGGCAAACUGUGGGUGACCGCGCUUGCGGGGGACUUGGCCAUCCGUGCACUGGGACCUGGGGAGGAAGAACCAGAAGCACCCCAACCUCCCCGCCUCCAGCAUUUCGGAUCCCCCGCAGGGACUCGUUUCGGGGACCCCUCUGACUCCCAGGCAGGACGUGUGUCCCCCCCGACCCCGGCGCGGGCGGCCACCUGUCUUUGCCGCGGUGACCCCGCUCCCAUGACCCUGCGGUGCCUCGAGCCCUCCGGGAAUGGCGCGGAAGGGACGCCGAGCCAGUGGGGGCCCGCGGGGCCCGCGGAGGAGCCGACCCCCGAGGCGGCGCGUUUGGCGAAGGCCCUGCGGGAGCUCAGCCACACAGGUUGGUACUGGGGAAAUAUGACUGUUAAUGAAGCCAAAGAGAAAUUAAAAGAGGCACCAGAAGGAACUUUCUUGAUUAGAGAUAGCUCGCAUUCAGACUACCUACUAACAAUAUCUGUUAAAACAUCAGCUGGACCAACUAAUCUGCGAAUCGAGUACCAAGAUGGGAAAUUCAGAUUGGACUCUAUCAUAUGUGUCAAGUCCAAGCUUAAACAAUUUGACAGUGUGGUUCAUCUGAUCGACUACUAUGUUCAGAUGUGCAAGGAUAAGCGGACAGGCCCAGAAGCCCCCCGGAACGGCACUGUUCACCUUUAUCUGACCAAACCGCUCUACACGUCAGCACCACCUCUCCAACAUCUCUGUAGACUCACCAUUAACAAAUGUACCGGUACCAUCUGGGGACUGCCUUUACCAACAAGACUAAAAGAUUACUUGGAAGAAUAUAAAUUCCAGGUAUAAGUGUUUCUCUUUUUCUAACCAUGCCUCAUAUAGAGUAUCUCCGAAUGCAGCUAUGUAAAAGAGAACCAAAACUUGAGUGACUGCUCUGGAUAACUACUCGGAAUUCUAAAAACAGCUGAAGCCAAUCUAAUUCAAACGUGUGACGAGGUAGCUAGGUAUUUAAAGUUCCCCCGAAUAUUUUUCACCCAAGUGAUGCUUAUCUUCCUAAGGCUAACCAGGACCAGUUGAUCCUUUUGAGUUAAAAACAAAAUGUCGUGAGUAAAGGCUGAAGGAACAUUUGAUCAGAAUGCCUUGCCUUUCUGAGGUUCCUCUCUAUUAGGUUGAAGGUGCAAGGCCCCGUAGUAGGGGAAGAACUGGACAUAGGAGUACUGAAGAAGUGGAAGGAACCCAACUGGCCCAGGCUUAGCUUCAAUUUUAGAUGCCUGGUGAUCAGAGCCUCCUGUAGGACAUUUUCUCUUUUUGCAUUCUUGAUGUACCUAGGAGUUUUGUUAAACAGAUCUGCUUGUGAGUAUUUAUCCUUCGUUUUAUGCAAUUAAUCAAAUCAACCAAAAAAGUGACCAUGAAAUCCCAUAUUUGACUUUUUACUACAUGUAUGAACUCUUCUGAUGUGAAUGAGUACUGUAGUAAUCCGUUUUAAGGUAGCCUUAUUUUAGAAACAUUUCAAACUGGUGCACACAGAAAAGACUCUGUCUUUUCCUUUAAGGCUAAAAGACAAGAAUGUCAUGCUCUACAGGUGCAACUCAAUCCCUGUUAAUAAAACCUUGUAGAUACAGACAUUUGAUUCUUUUAAGUAGCUGUGUCCCAACCUGUUGCCAUUGACUUUUUUAGAAAUGGCUGUAGAAAUUUCCAAGUUAUCCUUGAAUUGUCUAACCAUGGACAUCAGCAGUUGUCUCCCUUCUACCAUGUAGAAUAUUUUGACUUAAUUUUCUUCCAGAUAUAGGGGGAUACCUGCCUGUUUUUUUUCAAAGUGUUUAUUUACUGCUGUUACUAUUUGAUUAGAAUGUAUUAAAUAAAAAAAAAACUUGACUUUUA